AUGCAGUUCUUUGCCCUUAUCGCCGCUGCCUUGGCCACUGUCGCUAUCGCCGCCCCCGCUGAUCAGGGCUGCCAGCUCGACCAGACUGGCAAGCACGACGAAGGCUUGCAUUCCAGCAAGUCUGGCAAUUCGACCGGCAAGCACGACCAAGGGUCUCAGUCCAGCAACUCUGGCAACUCGACCGGCCAGAGUGAGAAGGUCCAGGUGGGCUACACGCUCGACCUGAACAACAACACCACUCUCGGCUCGCUCUCGUGCUCGAGCGUCUUUGACCAGAAGUACCCUGAAUACAAGAACUACACGCUCGGUCAGCUCCCUGUCGCUCCCUUCUUCGCCGAGGUCCCUGGAGCCACCUACGGCUCGUCGAAGUGCGGCUCGUGCUGGGAGAUCCAGUACAACAAUAAGACGCCGGUGUACGUGCUCGGCGUCGACGACGCGUCGAUCUUCCAGCUCAGCAAGGCCGGCUUCAAGAAGCUCGCGGGGAAGAAAGGCCUCGAAAAGGGCAGCGUCAGCGCGCAGGCGGUCGAGGUCUCGCCCACAUACUGCGGGCUCCAGUCGUCCAAGCAGUGA
Molecule: messenger RNA, 570 nt
Organism: Dichomitus squalens LYAD-421 SS1
Lineage: Eukaryota; Fungi; Basidiomycota; Agaricomycetes; Polyporales; Polyporaceae
Exons: 3
Coding region: 1-570 (189 amino acids)
Source: RefSeq, a predicted model, not a curated record